This is a messenger RNA of Dunckerocampus dactyliophorus (ringed pipefish), 7094 nucleotides long. RefSeq names its product synaptotagmin X (gene syt10). Bases 104 to 1777 code for a protein of 557 amino acids. NCBI's taxonomy places the organism in Eukaryota, Metazoa, Chordata, Actinopteri, Syngnathiformes, Syngnathidae. The record is from RefSeq and is a predicted model, not a curated record. The transcript has 7 exons. Gene Ontology annotation, cellular component: membrane. Gene Ontology annotation, molecular function: calcium ion binding; syntaxin binding; clathrin binding. Gene Ontology annotation, biological process: regulation of dopamine secretion; regulation of calcium ion-dependent exocytosis; cellular response to calcium ion.
GCUGCAUGCUCCCACUCGCCCUUCUCGCUGCUGCGCCCAUGGACGCCGACGCGGCCGUGGCGCACCUCCACCGCGGUCAAGCUGCCCUGUGAACGGCGGCCAGAUGAACCCCCGCCCUCCCGGCUCCUCCUCCUCCGGCGCGCAAUGGCUUAACCGGAGAGACAUGAGCGUCCGGAGCGGGGACAGCGUCACCUUGUGCCAUAGGGCCCUCCAAAUUGUCACCGACCUUUGUCUGACCGGACAUGUGGACCGGGAGAAAUGCUCGGAUAUAUUCCCCCUGGAGAGCAGCAUACCAGGUAAAGGACACGCAGUAGACAUCUCAAUCAGUCUGCUGGCAGUGGUGGUGGGUUUCUGUGGCCUUGCCUUGUUGGCAGUGUCUCUCUUUGUCUUUUGGAAGCUGUGCUGGCCCAUCUGGAGGAGCAAAGCUCUGACAGCCCAUGCGGGAAAUGUUGCCCUCCACGUGGCCUUUCCAGAGGCGCCUCCACCCGGCUCGCCAUCGUUGCCGGGGUGGAAAGCGGCGGAGGUUGCAGAGGAGAAGAAGAAGCACCCGCCGGAGGUGAAGAUGAAUGGGAGGAGCUCAGUGAAGCUCCUGGAGGCGGCCAUGAAGAUCAGCCAGACGUCGCCGGACAUCCCGGCUGAGGUGCAGACCACCCUGAGGGAGAAGCUGAGUCAGCAGGCCAAAAUUCAGAGGCAGACCACCGAGCCAACCUCAUCCUCCAGGCACAAUUCAUUCCGGCGACACCUUCCUCGUCAGAUGAACGUAACCAGCUUUGACUUCAGUAUGGACGCGGUGCCUUUUCGACAGUCCUCCACGGCAAGCAUCGGGAGAAUCAAACCAGAACUUUACAAGCAGAAGUCUGUGGACUCGGAGGGCGAGCCCAAAGAGCCAGUGGAGACGUGCGGCAAGCUCAGCUUCUCGCUGCGUUACGACUACGAGGAGCAGGCGCUGGUGGUGAGGAUCCUCAAGGCCUUAGAUCUGCCGGCCAAAGACUUCACAGGGACUUCUGACCCUUAUGUGAAGAUCUACCUACUGCCCGAGAGGAAAAAGAAAUUCCAGACGCGAGUCCAUCGCAAGAACCUCAACCCCUUGUUUGACGAGACCUUCUGCUUCCCUGUGGGGUACGACGAGCUCUGCAACCGCAAGUUGCACCUGAGCGUCUACGACUUUGACCGUUUCACCAGCCACGACAUGAUAGGCGAGGUGGUGGUGGACAACCUCUUUGAGCUCUCGGACCUUUCCCGAGAGGCGGUGGUGUGGAAGGACAUUCAUGCAGCAACCACGGAGACCGUCGACCUGGGGGAGAUCAUGUACUCGUUGUGCUACCUUCCCACAGCAGGGAGGAUGACUUUGACGGUCAUCAAAUGCAGAAACCUCAAAGCCAUGGACAUCACAGGUUCUUCAGAUCCGUACGUCAAGGUUCACUUAAUCUGCGAUGGACGUAGGCUGAAGAAGCGGAAAACCACCACCAAGAAGAGCACCCUCAAUCCGGUGUACAACGAGGCCAUCAUCUUUGACAUUCCCCCGGAAAACGUGGAACAAGUCAGCCUCUCCAUCAUGGUGAUGGAUUACGAUCGGGUCGGACACAAUGAGGUGAUUGGUGUUUGUCGCGCCGGGCCAGACGCCGAAGGUCUCGGACGAGACCACUGGAACGAAAUGUUGGCUUACCCGCGGAAGCCCAUCACCCACUGGCAUGCCCUAGGAGAGUGGCCCGGCAGGGGGGCAAGCUUUGAGAGUCAAGGCUCGUGUCCGUCACCCAAAGCUCCACAGACGCCCUGAUGGUAACAACGACAGGUCCAGCGUGGCGUCCACAAGUUGUUUUGCCUCCGAGCCGCAGGUUGUAUGAAGCUGAACAGGAUUUCUUUGUCAACGCGUUUCUGUCAACUAUGUUUCUAUGACUAAAACAAAAGCAGCCAUGUACUUCAAAGAUUACAUUCCAAGAAGAAAAUUGCAGUAACUCACUCGCAGAUCUGUCCAGACCCGAGAACUCUGUUAUGGGAACAUUUUACUUUGAAAUGGCACAAGGUGUAAGGGCUACAAGGCUCCGCCAUCAAAGCAUUUACUAGGUAAAAAACAACAGUGAGUGGAGGUUUCAGGUUUUCAAAUGCAGGUAACUGAAGGCACAAGGGUCCAUAUCUUAGACUUAGAGCAUCCAUCAGUCCGAAUCAGACCUGACUAUCAGAUGUGGAGAAUGUAGCAGUAACAUGUAGCAAACACAUGUAAAGAUAGCAGUACAGAUGAGUCCUAUGUAUUUUUGUUUACGUCUCUUUUCCAGGGCAUGAAUGGAGUAGUGAAAGUGACUACAAUGACUAAUUUAUUCACUUGGUCAAAGUGUUUUUAGUCUGCCAAUGUCCACAUGGUGAAACUAAGAAAGUGAAGUGAUGCUUUUGUGGUUUGGUUCCUCAUUCUGCUGUGCAAAUUGGUUGUAAAAGCAGUAAACUAUGAAUUGAUUUAUGAAUGUGUCAUUGAUUCAGAAAAGAAGAAGGGUACGUCAUCUGUCGUUUACUCAAUACAGGCGGAAUAUUAAAUGCACAGUGGAACCUUGGUUAGCGUACGGUGAACGUGUUUUUUUACCCUAUUAGCUUGCUAAUACAUGGAAAUGGGAACAGGAAGUCGGCUCCGUCGCCAGUCUCUGAUGUCAUCAGUUGUUGACUCUGUAGUUAUUUGCUAACGAACAGUUACGUCACAAGUAUCAAAAAUGUUAACACAAAGCAAAACCUUUUUGUAGUUUAACAAUUAUAGUUUUACAUACAUAAAAUAAUAAUAAAUGCAUAUGAAUGAUAAAUCAAAGGGACACAUUUAAGGUUACUUUAUCUUCCUGGAAGACGUGAUGAUGUGUUGACACGAUGUGGCGAGACCGAUACCUUUGUGUUUUGUCAUGCGUUAUUUCUUGAAUUCUAUAGUGUUUCUCACCAUCUUUAUCAAUAUGGUGGCACUCGCAACUUUCUUUGCCUCCUUUUUUGGUUAUUUUGCAGCCGUGAUCAAAAGAAGGUGUUGAUCUCGCUGCCACAUCGUGUCACGGCUUCACUGAAGGUAAUAUCACGGACUGGGUUGCUGCUGUCGAAGACUUGACCCCCGGUAUGCAGAGAGGAGGCGGUGAAGUGCAAGUAAAAAUAUUUUUAUUGCACAGAUGCAGGGAAUCUCAAGAGAACAAGAACAAAACCAAAAGCGACAGAGGAAAAGCUCUGUGGAAAGCUAAUACAAAAGUAACAUAAACAGUUAAGUCUAUUACUUCAGGUGACAGCACCGGUAAGGCAACGAGGUCCAUCAACAAUAACAAUGAACCAGCGCUGCACAUUGGACGACGCUGGCCUUUUAAACGCCACAAAUGUUAAUUGCCCGCAGCUGCGCGGCCACCAGGUGUGACGCGGAUGCCGCUUCCUCCCAGGAAAAAGUUCGAACCACCAAAAUAAGAGCGCAGGACAGGAAGCACUCACUCCUGUCCUGCGAAACGUGACAGGUAAAAGUAACCUUAAUGUUACCUGUUCACUUUGUAGGUAUUUAUAUGCAUUUUUUUUAUUUUCUGCAUGUAAAACAAUAACAAUGUGUUUUGUGUUAACAUUUUUGGUUUUCUGGAACGGAUUAAUUGGAUUUACAUUAUUUCUUAUAGGAAAAAUGUAUUUGGUUGAAGUACAUUUCGGUUAGAGCCAGGCCUUCUGGAAUGGAUUAAUGAUGCUAACCGAGGUUCUACUGUAAAGAAAAUCGCAGAAACAAUAACAGGUAUUCUGCUACUGGGUGCUAUGCUAACAAUAGCAAACCCAAAGAAACUUUUCUAUGACAAAACAUAAGCUCAGUUUCACACACUGCAGUGGGUUGGAACAAACUUGCGCGUCAUAUUGUCCACAGUGACUGAUGACCACUGAACUCUAUACUACUGGAAGGGGCGUCACGGCUGACCGCAUGAAGCCAUUGGUCGGCCAUCUUGCUUCACCCAAAAAAGCACACACGCAUACACAUACGUGUAUCUUCAUUCACUACAUUUAUGAUGUUUCGGUAUAAAAAUUAACACGAAUUAACAAAAAAUUCCAUUGAAACAGAAUAAAUUUACUAGACCCAAAUCUCAAAAUUUCCCUCCAGUUUAAGGUUUUCCCUCCCUCUAUGGUGCGAAAUUACAAUGCAUAACAACUCAAUUUCAGUGUUCACAAGGUAUUUGCUAUGAAAAGGAUCUACGUAGUAUCAAAGUUAAAUGCUAGCAUACCUUUAGAAGAUGAUCAGGAAAGUCAAAUAUUGUUGGAACUGCAUUUUGUCGUAAUCUAACAGUCUGGUCGGUCCUGUCGGAGUUCUCCUCGGUGAAAUGACUUGAACAGAGUUGCGAUCUGGCUGCAGGAAUCCACCUGUCUCUCCGCAUAUUUACUAGCCAUUGCUUUAGAAGUUGAGCAUUGCAGUGUGGAAAUCUAAAGGAGAAUAAGGGCUCAUUUACAACUACUUAGAUGAAAAGAUGCUUACAGAUUUAAAGUAUCUAUUUUUAAACUAUUUUUAUUAUUUAUAAGCAUUUACCUACCUGUGAAAUGUAAGUCCCUUCUCGCGAUUUUCACGAGUAUCACGAUUUGUGCAAUUAAUAGCAGCACAAGACGGCAUCUCGAACUCCUCUUAGUUGUUCGGCUUUCUUGUUUUGGGUGAAACAACAUGGCGACUUCUAUACUUCCGGUGGCUUCAGGCCUCCAAUGCGCAGCAAGCGAUCGGGGCCAUUCCAGUAUAGAGUUCAGCGCUGAUGACGCUAGCUUGCUAGCUUCACAGUUGCAUAUAGACUUAGUCGACUUAGUUUACUCCAAGGACGUGCCCACUCAAACAUGGAUUGAAAAAAAACAACAACACACAUUUACCCCACUCAACUGUAAAACGAAAAAAAGUAAAAAAAACAAAAACAAAACAAAAAAGAAAAGACCACAAACGUCCAUCUGCAUUUUGGCCAAUCAAAAGCCUACAAUGCUAUAGCUAUGCAUGUAAGAACUUAAGUGAUCAAGAAAAGCAUGGAAGUUGCUACAGUAGAUAUCAGCUCUUAAAUUCAACUCUUAUGAGCUGUAUUUGUUAGCACCAUUAUAGUAACUUUAGUUGUACCAAGCAUAUGUAUGUAUCUAUGGUCAUCCCUCGUUUAUCGCGAUUAAUUGGUUCCAGACUCAACCGUAAUAAGUGAAUUUCCGUGAAAUAUGAGUCAAUAUUAAUAAAUGGAAUAUAUUUGUAGAUAGAACAUAAACAAACCUGUUUAUUUCUUUGUAAAUAUGGGUUUUAACAUUAUUAGGGCCCAGUAUACAUGAGAUAACACCCCAAAAGUUACUUUUACAUUCCUGUUAUUCGUUGUUUACAUCACAUCGCGCAGGCACUGCCGAGGACAUAAGAGACAGCUGCUUCUAGCAUAGCCAGCUACCAAGCUAACUUGUUAGCCUCUUAUUCUAAAAUCAAAGCGUUUCAAAUGAAGCGGAGAAGAAGGACGAAGAAGCCAAAAACUUACCACUUCCACACUUUUUUUCCCCCACUCGAUCUCAGCCAUGGCAUGUCUGCACUGGUUCAGUAGCCACUCUCCACGCAGUGUGAAAGGUGAUGCAAUCUAACGUCAUGUCUCAUAGCAUUACUGAUGCCGAGUGACCAGAAUACUACAUAUAACUUGUCUUUCAAUAUUUUUUACUAAUAAUAGUCCAUACUCGAACAGCGCUAAUUUAUUAUUUACUGAGGGAGCAAUAUUCAAACCACAAUAUAGCAAGGGAUGACUGUAUUUAAAGACAAAGCUUUGUUUUAUUAUUAGUUAUUAGUAUCAACAUUUCAGCUUCUUCUCUUCACAUUUUACCGUUUUGCUCUGUAGCCAUCCAUCCAUCCAUCCAUCCAUCCAUCCAUCCAUCCAUCCAUCCGUCCAUCCUCUUCUGCUUAUCCGAGGUCGGGUCGCCGGGCGGCAGCUUAAGCAGAGAAGCCCGGACCUUCCUCUCCCCGGUUAUUUUGUCCAGAUGUUCCUAACAGAUCGCGAUGCUUUCCCAGGCCAACUGAGAGACCGAGUCCCUCCAAUGUGUCCUGGGUCUUCCCUGAGGCCUCCUACCGGUCGGACGUGCCCUGAACACCUCCUCAGGGAGGCGUCCGGGAGGCAUCCUGACCUCAUCUGGCUCUUCUCAAUGCGGAGGAGCGGGGGCUCUACUCUGAGUUUCUCCCGGAUGACAGUGCUUCUCACCUUAUCUGUAAGGGAGAGAGGCCAGCCCCCCAACAAAGAAAACUCAUUUCAGCCGCUUGUACACACGAUCUUGUCCUUUCGGUCACUACCCAAAGCUCAUGACCAUAGGUGAGGGUAGGAACGUAGAUCGACAGGUAAAUUAAUUUUAUUUCCACAAUGUGCUGCGGGUCGCACAUUGGACACCCCUGGCCUAAGGUGACGUACAGUCAGUUUUUACAAAUGUUAAAAAUCAUCCCGGUAGUGUCAAAUCACAAACUGGCAACAUUCCGGCCAGCAAAACUCUCGACACAUUUGACGAAUUCUGUCUAAAAAUGUGAAUGGUCAUUGUGCAAAACCAGAGUAACAACAUUUAAAUGUUGUUGAAAAUGUUGCAGAUGUGUGUAUACUUUUACACAAAGCCAUAUGAGUGUUCAGUGCAUCACCAACUGCUGAGUGUCUUCAAGGUAAUAAGAAGCCAAUGUGGCAAAUAUUAAGAAACAAAAAACAACGGCUAUGUACUGUUAUUCUACUGGCACAAGCACACUGUAAUGAUGCUAUAGCUCCUGCACAGCCCUUCACGUUCAAAAUAAAUAUUUCAUUUGUUGCAUGCUUCAUACUUCUGGAAAAAUGUAAGUCAUGAUGAAAAAUAUGUUUCACUUGUGUUUACAUUUGUAUAUAAUGAAAAUAGAUAUAUGAGGGUGUUGUAACCCAUGAAAAUACGACACAUCACAAUGUAUUUCUAUUGUUUGGUGGUGAUUUCAGCAACUCAGAGUGACAUUUCGAAGCGUUCUGUAAUGGUCGUUUGCGUCACUUAUUCUUUGCUUACUCCUGUCAUGAUGUGUACAGUUUGUGAUAACUUUUGUAAUUCAAAGUCAACAUUUCCACCAUAAUUUAUUGUAUUUUAUCAAAAUAAAUGAAGCGUUAUAUCAUGAUUUCAUCAUUUUUUUUAAGGUUGAAGAGUUA